AUGUCACAGUUUCGGUCGCAAUUGGCACGUGUCCAACAGAAAAUAUCCGAAGCUGGCAACUCUCCAUGGCUGUUCAAAAAGACAGUCAUCCGUUCAGGCGGUGGCAUUCUCGCUGUUGUCUCAAUGGCAUUCUUUGCUGCGGCGAUUGAUCACUGGAACCGAACGUUUGUGCACACGUCUGGUUCAGUCCGAGGGGACUGGCAGGAUGGGAUUCCAAUUGGCCCAUUGACUCUCGCUUUCCUUUACAACAUAGGCACAGCCGUAUAUGUGUUUUACACAGGGCGAGCAGUCCAUCUAGCUAUUGAAUUAGUCGUCGACUUCCUUGUCUGGGCCGCACUUGUUCCGGGCUUGAUAUUUUCGAUUUGGGGAGGCACAUUCCGGCUCUGGCACAGGGCGACAGUCAGUUCCAAUAUGGUGAUGUGUAAUUCGGGCACAAAUGCGCUGAGCAGAGAGUGUUUCCCCGAGCUGUACCACAUUGGGUUUUUGGAGUUAGCUGGCAUCCUCCUUGCCAUUCCUGUUUGGUGA
Molecule: messenger RNA, 525 nt
Organism: Talaromyces proteolyticus
Lineage: Eukaryota; Fungi; Ascomycota; Eurotiomycetes; Eurotiales; Trichocomaceae
Exons: 2
Coding region: 1-525 (174 amino acids)
Source: RefSeq, a predicted model, not a curated record